Molecule: messenger RNA, 1183 nt
Organism: Paramecium pentaurelia
Lineage: Eukaryota; Ciliophora; Oligohymenophorea; Peniculida; Parameciidae
Source: the annotation of a GenBank genome assembly
AUGGGCAGUAGAUGUACUCAAUGUGAUUGCAAAUAAGGGAGGAAUAUGCUAUAAGAAAAAGAAAUAGUGGUAUAUUAUUUAAUGAAUGAGUAAGUUAGAUAAUAAUGGAAUUAAAAAUAGUAACAGUAACUCAAAAAAAUCAAUUGCAAGUAACUAAGCAAAUGGAAAUACAGAUUUAUAAAGCAAAGAACUCUAAACUAAGAAAAAUUAAAAAUAAUCAUAAAACUAGAAAUAACCUAAAAAAGCUCAUAUAAAAUUUAAUGAAUAUUAAAAUGAGAGUGAGAAAAUUCUCUAAGCUACAAUCAAAAUUUAAAGUAGAUAUCGAGGAUAUUAAGUUAGAAGAAAAAAAGAAUAAUAAACUUUGAAAAUAGUAAUGAAAACUUCAAAUAUAGGAGCUAAUAAGAAUUAUUUGAAAGAGAAUUUUGAAGUUAUCAAUAUUCCAUCUAAAAUCAAUGAUAAUUCAUUGGAUACUAGAGGUCCCUAUGAAUUUAAGAGUGGAGCAAUUUAUUAAGGUUAAUGGAGAGGUAAUUGUAGAGAAGGAAUAGGGACCCAAAUUUGGACUGAUGGAGCAAAAUAUGUUGGAGAAUGGAAAAAUAAUAGAGCUUGUGGAAAAGGAAUAUUUUAUCAUGUAGAUGGUGAUAUAUUUGAAGGAGAAUGGGAUGAAGACAAAGCUAAUGGAAAAGGAGUCUAUAAACAUUCAAAUGGGUCUAAAUAUGAGGGAGGAUGGAAAGAUGAUUUAUAGCAUGGGUAUGGUAAAGAAAUUUGGAAUGAUGGCUCUAAAUAUAUAGGAGAAUAUUUUUCAGGGAAAAAGUAAGGAUUUGGUAAAUAUGAAUGGCCAGAUGGUUCUUAUUUUGAUGGUGAGUGGUUGAACAAUAAAAUAAAUGGAAAAGGGAGUUAUCGUUGGUCUGAUGGAAGAGGUUAUGUUGGUUAAUGGAUCAAUAAUUGUAUGAAUGGUUUUGGAGUUUAUACUUGGAAAGAUGGCAGGAGAUAUGAAGGAGAAUAUAAAAAUGAUAAAAAAGAAGGAAAAGGAAUUUAUUAUUGGGCUGAUGGUAGGAAAUAUGAUGGAAUGUGGAAAGGUGGUAAGUAAGAUGGAGAGGGAGUGUUUAUUUUUGAUGAUAACACAAGAAAGAAAGGUAUUUGGAAGGAAGGGAAGAGAUUAAAAUGGUUAGAGAAUGAGGCAUGA